AUGGUCAACGAGAAGACCGGCGAGCAGGCGACAUUCCACCCCUACCGCUUACUGAUCCGCGACGACUUCAAGGACGCAGCGGCCGCCGGCAACUACCGCGUAUGGACCGCGAGGGAGCGCAAGAUCUACGAUAUUUCCAAGCAGCUGUACGAGUAUGGCGAGCCCUUCUGGACCAAAGAGGGCCUGCGCGCCGUGGAGGAGCAGCUGGAGCGCGGCGACGAGGUCGUCAGGCUGCCGACGCUGACUGGGAACGAUGUCGAGGUGCGUGUCGAGGGCGCUGGUAAUCGAUUUGAUAAUAGGCCCCCUGAAAAUGAGGAUCCGCUGUAA
Anthostomella pinea is the source of this 327-nucleotide messenger RNA. The record is from the annotation of a GenBank genome assembly. Lineage: Eukaryota; Fungi; Ascomycota; Sordariomycetes; Xylariales; Xylariaceae.